AUGUCAGGUUACCAUCUGGUCGGUUCAUGUAAUGGGUUGCACUGUGGGGUUAGCGAAAUACCAGAAGGAUACUGUGUUUGUUUCUUGAACAAGGCGACAAGGGUGAUAUCCAGAGAAUCGCCAAUGCUGUCUUUUUCCCCGGGCAUUGGUCGUAGAACAAUGUUUGGGUUUGGCUAUGAUCCGUCAAGUGACAAAUACAAGGUUGUAGCAAUUGCGUUGACUAUGCUCUCACUUGACGUAUCUGAAAAGACUAAGAAGAAAGUUUAUGGCGCGGGUGACAGUAGUUGGAGAAACCUUAAAGGUUUUCCUGUUCUUUGGACUUUACCUAAAGUUGGUGGAGUGUAUCUGAGUGGAACCCUUAAUUGUGUUGUUAUUAUGGGAAAAGAAACCAUUCAUUCUGAAAUCGUAAUUAUUUCUGUUGUCCUAGAGAAGGAGACUUGCAUAUCACUGUUUCUUCCCAACGAUUUUUGCAUUUUUGAUACAAAUAUUGGAGUUUUUAGAGACUCGCUGUGCGUUUGGCAAGAUAGCAACACCAAUCUUGGCUUGUGGCAGAUGAGGAAGUUUGGAGAUGACAAGUCUUGGAUUCAAUUAAUAAAUUUUAGUUAUUUACAUCUUAAUAUUUGUCCUUAUGAAGAAAAAUCGAUGAUUUUACCAUUGUGCAUGUCUAACAAUGGAGACUUCUUCAUGCUGAAAUUCACUAGAAAUGCUGAUGAUGAAUACCAAACAAUUCUGUAUAACAAGAGGGAUGCUACGGGGACAGAACAAGAAUGGUACAUUAAACUGUAG
This is a messenger RNA of Glycine soja, 786 nucleotides long. Its product is annotated as F-box/kelch-repeat protein At3g23880-like. NCBI's taxonomy places the organism in Eukaryota, Viridiplantae, Streptophyta, Magnoliopsida, Fabales, Fabaceae. The record is from RefSeq and is a predicted model, not a curated record. The coding region runs from base 1 to 786 and encodes 261 amino acids. The transcript has 2 exons.